CGUUUCGUCUCUUGAAGUUCUUGUUCUUGAAAUCCGUGCUUUCCGUAAUCCGCCUUUUCCCUUUUUUUUUCCCAUUCUUUUCUUUGACUUGUGUACCCCUGUUUUGCUUUCCUCAUCUCUGCAAAGAAUAUAAGAACAACCAAGGUUCUGUUUUCAUGCUUUUGGAGUUUUCUGAUAAAGCCAUGUCUCUGUCAUUCCGUGUUCUAUCUUCUUUACAUAUAGUCUGUAAAAUCACGGUCAGGAGAUCAGUAUAUGUCAAGUAAAAUAUGCUUCUUUGCUAGGAUCAUAUGCAGUUUUCACGUUUAUCGCCCUGAAAAAUAUAUUCGAGAUGAUGUGAGAAGAGCAUCAUUCAUAGAACCACGAACUCAUCAUGUUUUCAAGACAUGGCAUCACUUUAUUGACUUGAUAACGGACACGUGCUCGUACUCCAUGCUUUCGAUGUCACUAUCAACCAGCGUCAUCCCCUGAUCACUCGUCUUUAAAACUCGACCUGCUCUCUGAAGUAUUUACGUCUCCCUAAAAUAUCUACGUCCCCGAGAGAAAUUCGGAAAAGGGUGCUCAGGCGAUUGUCUGCUCAUUCUAUUCCUUAUAUUCUCCAUUGAUUUCGCCAUCACAACUACAGGGGAAUUUGAGGAAGGGCUGAUCAAUGGCUAAGGAACAGCUGCAGGUGCUCAAUGCCCUUGAUGGAGCCAAAACACAAUGGUACCACUUCACGGCGAUCAUCAUCGCCGGCAUGGGCUUCUUCACUGACGCGUACGACCUAUUCUGCAUCUCCCUCGUGACGAAGCUCCUCGGCCGCCUGUACUACACCGAGCCAGGCUCGCCCACCCCGGGCACUCUGCCUUCCAAUGUGUCGGCGGCGGUCAACGGGGUCGCCUUCUGCGGGACCCUUGCAGGCCAGAUCUUCUUCGGGUGGUUGGGCGACAAGAUGGGCCGGAAGCGGGUGUACGGCAUGACCCUCAUGCUCAUGGUCCUCUGUUCCAUUGCCUCGGGCCUCUCCUUCGGUAAGGAAGCAAACGGGGUGAUGGCAACCCUUUGCUUCUUCAGGUUCUGGCUCGGGUUCGGCAUUGGCGGGGACUACCCUCUUUCCGCCACCAUCAUGUCCGAGUAUGCGAACAAGAAGACUCGUGGUGCCUUCAUCGCAGCCGUUUUCGCAAUGCAGGGUUUUGGGAUUUUAGCUGGAGGGAUGGUUGCUAUAGUUGUCUCCUCGGUCUUCAAGGCUAGAUAUCCCGCUCCGGCCUAUGAAGACAAUCCAGGCCUCUCCACCAUCCCGCAAGCUGACUUCGUGUGGCGGAUGAUUUUGAUGUUCGGUGCGCUUCCGGCCGCUCUCACAUAUUACUGGCGGAUGAAAAUGCCCGAAACAGCUCGUUACACCGCUCUAGUGGCCAAGAAUGCCAAGCAAGCCGCAGCCGACAUGUCGAAGGUUCUCCAAGUCGAUUUGGAAGCAGAGCCAGAGAAGGUCCAGCCAAAGGCGCAAGGGAACGACUUUGGCUUGUUCUCGAGACAGUUCGUCCGGCGCCACGGGCUCCACCUGCUCGGCACGACAAGCACCUGGUUCCUGUUGGACAUCGCCUUCUAUAGCCAGAACCUUUUCCAGAAAGACGUCUUCACGGCCAUCGGUUGGAUUCCAAAGGCGAAAACCAUGAACGCCAUAGAAGAGUUGUACCGGAUUGGGCGUGCCCAGACCUUGAUCGCCCUCUGCAGCACGGUCCCAGGGUACUGGUUCACGGUGGCGCUCAUCGACAAGAUCGGGAGGUUCGCGAUCCAACUGAUGGGCUUCUUCUUCAUGACAGUGUUCAUGUUCGCUCUGGCCAUCCCUUACCAUCACUGGACCUUGCCGGACAAUCGACUCGGGUUCGUGAUCAUGUACUCACUCACCUUCUUCUUCGCAAACUUCGGCCCCAACGCCACCACAUUCGUGGUCCCCGCGGAGAUCUUCCCAGCGCGGCUCAGGUCGACGUGUCAUGGCAUAUCCGCCGCGGCCGGCAAGGCCGGGGCCAUGGUGGGCGCUUUCGGCUUCCUGUAUGCAGCAAACGGGAUUGGCGUCAGGAAGGUCCUGAUCAUCCUUGGCGUGAUCAACUUCCUUGGGAUGGUCUUCACCUUUCUGGUGCCGGAGUCGAAGGGCCGUUCCCUCGAGGAAAUGUCUGGAGAGAACGAGGAAGAGAAUGCAGCCUAGCUGAGGGGCUGUCCCGGUUUGAACAUGGCGGUUCGCCCUUCCAAUCUGUGCUCUGCCAAAUCCAUCAUAUGACUCGCAUCCAGCUAAAAACCAAAAGUUCAACCAAACUAGAGCGCAUAAAAAUCAUCCUCUAAGUCAAGUCACGCGGGCUAGAGCAGUUAAGUAGCUCAAGAAACGUGUAGAAAAUGUACUUGCUCUUGAUUUCACCUGUCUUUUAAGCUAUGAUUACUCUUGUCUAAUCAAACAUAAGUGGAGAAGGCGACAAUGAUUGUUCUUCUAAAGUUGGAAGACCGGGAGUUGGGCCAGAGUCUAAGGUCAGCCAUGGUUUACCACUUGACACGAAUUUACAAUUCGACAUCCUUCUUCCUCACUUGACCUCAA
Molecule: messenger RNA, 2557 nt
Organism: Eucalyptus grandis
Lineage: Eukaryota; Viridiplantae; Streptophyta; Magnoliopsida; Myrtales; Myrtaceae
Product: low affinity inorganic phosphate transporter 1
Exons: 2
Coding region: 647-2176 (509 amino acids)
Biological process (GO): transmembrane transport; phosphate ion transport
Cellular component (GO): membrane
Molecular function (GO): phosphate transmembrane transporter activity
Source: RefSeq, a predicted model, not a curated record